This is a messenger RNA of Nicotiana tabacum (common tobacco), 637 nucleotides long. NCBI's taxonomy places the organism in Eukaryota, Viridiplantae, Streptophyta, Magnoliopsida, Solanales, Solanaceae. The record is from RefSeq and is a predicted model, not a curated record.
GAGUUGAAUCUGUUACGACAGAUCUUGGAAACAAUCAAGUUGUAGUAAAAGGAGUCGUUGAUCCAGAAAAGUUAGUGAGUGACGUGUACAAGAGAACCGGGAAGCAAGCUAUAGUAGUGAAGGAGGAAGAGAAGAAGGAAGAAGAGAAGAAAGAGGAAGAGAAAAAGGAGAAAGAAGAAGAAAAGAAAGGAAAUGAUCAAGAAGAAAGCAAAGGAGAAGAUGAUAAAACAACAACAGAAAUCAAGAAAAGUGAAUAUUUGCAUCCAAAGGACUAUAUCUAUAUGGAGUAUGCUAAUUAUCCCCCUCAGAUUUUCAGUGAUGAAAAUCCUCAUGCUUGCUCUGUCAUGUAACAUUUUCGGUUACUCUUCAUCAGUGGCGAAGUCAGAAAUUCUGACAACGAGAUCCAAAAAAAAACGAACCCCCCCCCCCCCAAACCCCAUUGCUACUCUUCAUGUCCAAUUUUCCAUAUGCUCUAGUCUAGUGUUAUAUAUGCUAGUAAUAAAGAUUUGGCAGUUUGAGAGAUUGAUCUCUUCAUCUUUUUUAAUAAUUAUGGGUUCUGGUGCUAAGGUGUAAAACAAGAUGUAUAUACUUCAAACUUUUGAGUUUAAUCAGAAGAUGAUUAUGGUGUUAAUGUUUA